GAAGAAGCGUACUGUACUUGUGUUCUCGCCACUGUGUAGCCUACGUGAAAUCCCGGUGGAUUUGAAGUUGUUGAUCAACUAAAAUGACUUGUGGUUGUCAUCGUGAACAAUUAAGGAUCUUUGGAAAACAUUGAUAUUCCUGUAGCCUACUUGGUUACCUCUCCAAACGUACAGGCAGGCCUAUGUGGAUAUGAGAUAUCUGAGGCACAUUUAAAACUUCAAACGCACAGAUUACGUAAUGGAGAUGGAUUUCCAAAGGCUGCUAUUGCAGGUGGAACAAGCCCUGAGCAGUGAAGAAGUGCAAGCGCUUGCGUUUCUUUGCAAAGACCUGCUUGAGAAAGACUGGAGCUCAGUGCCCACAGCAAGUAAACUCUUCUCUCUUCUGACGGACCAAGAACUGUUAACCCCCAAUCAACCUUACUUGCUUGCUGAUCUACUACGCACCAUCCAGCGCCACAGCUUGAUGCGAGAGCUUGGCCUCGACAACCAGCUUCCAACAACCAGUAGCUUAAUCUCUCCUUAUAGAAAGCUGUUGUAUGACUUGUCAGAGAACAUCACUGAAGACGAGUUGAGAGAGAUGAAGUUCUUAUUGAUUAAUGUACUCCCUCGUAGGAAACUGGAGGACAACGUGAGUACCUUGCAGGUAUUCCUGGAAAUGGAGAAAGUGGAUAUUUUGAGCGUCAUAAAACUAAACACUGUUGAAAGUAUGUUUGGAAGUGUCUGCCCCAUGUUGAAAACAAGAAUCAACCAUUUUAAGACACUGAUGGGGCCAGUAACCCAAGAAACAGGGAUGGGAUGUUUAAGAUCAAGGUCUGCGUCUGCAACUCUUCCAGAAAACCAAGCUGCCUCCAUGCUUCCAAAGAGACCUGUGUCAUGUGGACAAUCAGGUUCACAGCCUUCAUCUGAGGUGUCCUCUCUGAAUCCAGCUGACACCUGUCUGGAAGUUCGGAGGGUCUCAGAUACAGCGGAUGCAGGACGUUCACAUAGGCUGGGUCUCCUUAGUACCAGUGGGGACAACUGUGCUGCUCUCAGCCAAGCCGCCUCCAACGCCAUCUUAGAGAAUUUGGCACUUCUCUCCCGUAGAGAAUCACCACGUUUCAUCCACAUCCUCAGACUGGAAACACCAAAAAAAGAGGAAGUGGGAGAAUAUGCUAUGACAGGGAAAAAAAGAGAGGUUUCUUGUCUGAUAAUUAACAACUACAACUUCAGAAAUUCUCCAAAACUCCUAAACAAUACAGAGGGAACACAGGUUGAUGAAAGGAGUUUGGUGAGUGUUUUUGAGUGGCUGGGCUUUGAGACGCAGGUUGAGCCAGACUGCAGCCGGGAGCAGUUACUCUCUCUAGUUGCGGAGCUACGCAGCCGCGACCACAGCCAGAUGGACUGCCUGGUGUGCUGCGUUCUGAGCCACGGGCUGGAGGGAGGUGUUUACGGGGUGGACGGGCUGGAGGUCAGAGUCAGGGAGCUCACAGAGCCCUUCGCUGGACUGGAGUGCAGCUCACUGAGGGGAAAGCCCAAGCUGUUCUUUAUCCAGGCCUGUCAGGGCACCAAGGAACAACAGCCAGUGUUCAUCCAGUCCGAUUGCCCAGGCACUGAUGGCUCUACCACCACCAGCUCUAUCUGCACUGAUGCAGUGGUACCCAGAGAUUCCAUUCCCUCUGAUGCCGACUUCCUUCUGGGCAUGGCCACCGUCCCUCACUUUUCCUCUUUCAGAGAAAAGAGUAAGGGCACUUGGUUCAUCCAGUCAUUGUGCAGGAACCUCAUCAACUUGGUUCCCAGUGGAUAUGACUUCCUGUCCAUCCUGACCAAGGUGAAUGAUGAUGUCAGCAGAAUGAGUAACAACCUUGGAACUAGGAAGCAGAUGCCCCAGCCUGCAUACUCACUCAGGAAGAGGCUAGUCUUUCCCAUCCCCGAAGACACACCUCCCAGGCUAUGUGAGCCACAAAUAUUGUCCUGAGACCCCUAGAGCAGAGGGGUUUAAAUCUGGUCCUUAUACUUUCCCACUAACUCAGGGACUGAUUCAGACACUAGAUGAGUGGACUGUCACCAACAAUAUAUACACUGCACCCUCUGGGAUCCCUCAGGUAGAAGCUGCAGGUCUAUAGUUUAUUUUUUUACACCUCGCUCUGUUUUAUAUAUAUAAAAAUGAAAUUCAGUAGAAAUAUAUCAAAAGAACUGUAAGUAGAAAAUUGUAGGAAAUGUUUUUAAAGCUGCAAUAUGAAACUCCUGACCAAAUUCACAUAGAAAUAUGAGUAAUAGAGCUGUCAUUUUCAUUGAAAGCAGGUCUAAGAAGCGGUAGAUCUGUUCUAUGUGCUCCAUUUCUAUACUUGUUUUUGCAUCUUUAACUUUCGAUUUUGUACACCAGCUUCAAACAGCUCAGUUGAAAAUACAAUAUUUUUGGUUAUGGAAAAUAUAUUUCACAGCG
Molecule: messenger RNA, 2422 nt
Organism: Coregonus clupeaformis (lake whitefish)
Lineage: Eukaryota; Metazoa; Chordata; Actinopteri; Salmoniformes; Salmonidae
Product: caspase-8
Biological process (GO): negative regulation of extrinsic apoptotic signaling pathway via death domain receptors; proteolysis
Molecular function (GO): protein binding; cysteine-type endopeptidase activity
Source: RefSeq, a predicted model, not a curated record